Messenger RNA from Ostertagia ostertagi, 201 nucleotides. The record is from the annotation of a GenBank genome assembly. NCBI's taxonomy places the organism in Eukaryota, Metazoa, Nematoda, Chromadorea, Rhabditida, Trichostrongylidae.
AUGAGUGAUGUUGUUUGGCCAGAGUUCUUCAACGUGUUAUUCUUUAUUGAACGACCACCCUCUUUCGAUGAUCCAUCAUCGUACAAACGAUUUAAACAAAUGAUCUCUGAAAUCGAGUCAAUUCCGGGUACUGUGAACAAUUCGGGUAUGAUGUGGAUUAACGAUUUUAAACGUCACACUGAUACGAAGGAUAACGAAACU